This is a messenger RNA of Melanotaenia boesemani (Boeseman's rainbowfish), 2102 nucleotides long. RefSeq names its product transcriptional adaptor 3 (NGG1 homolog, yeast)-like (gene tada3l). The record is from RefSeq and is a predicted model, not a curated record. Lineage: Eukaryota; Metazoa; Chordata; Actinopteri; Atheriniformes; Melanotaeniidae. Gene Ontology annotation, biological process: regulation of transcription by RNA polymerase II. Gene Ontology annotation, molecular function: transcription coactivator activity. The transcript is spliced from 9 exons. Bases 423 to 1718 code for a protein of 431 amino acids. Gene Ontology annotation, cellular component: SAGA complex.
UUAGUGGCCGUUUGGCCAGGAGUUAUUUUGAAUUUUUAAACAUUUUUUCUCGGAAAAAGUGAGCGAAUUUUUUUUCAAAAACCUGCGUGACAUUAAAAAAAAAAUAAAGAAAAAUAAAGAAUUCUGGUAGUUGCACCUCGAAAUAAAAUGGACUGUUCCGACCGUACCAAUGUAGCAUAGUCCUGUGAUCAGAAUUUAUCACGUUUUGUUUAGGUUAAGUUAUCUGUCUUGACAUGAUAUGAUUGAUUAAUUCCCCAAUAGUUUGAUUGUGUAAUUAUACUCCUCAUUUAUUUUUCUUUUGCGAAGAGGAAUAGUUUAAUUGAAAUUAGUCAUAGACACCCUCACCAUAAUGGUAUUUUCCAUCAUGGACACCUUCUACUGACGUUUAACCAGACACUGGCAGCUCCUUGCCCCGCAGCAUCAUGAGCGAGCUGAAGGACUGCCCUCCGCUUAAAUACUACGACUUCAAGCCCGUUGAGCAUGUCAAGCUGUGUCCACGGUACACUGCUGUGUUGGGCCGUUCAGAGGACGAUGGCAUCGGUAUCGAGGAACUGGAUACCCUGCAACUGGAGCUGGAGACACUCUUGUCUUCAGCCAGCCGCCGCCUUCGAGCCCUGGAGGAGCAGAGACAGAUCCUUACAGACUGGCAAGACAAGAAGGGAGACAAGCGCUUUCUGAAACUGGGAAAAGACCCAGACCCUGCAGCCUCCUCCCGUCAUAAGCCAAAGAAGCAAAAAUUGGAUGGCAAGGGAGGACAUGGGCCAGGCCCAGGUCCUGGGAGACCCAAAUCCAAAAACCUGCAGCCAAAAGUUCAGGAGUAUGAAUUUACAGAUGAUCCACAGGAUAUCCCCCGCACUCCAAAAAAUGAUGCGCCCAACAGGUUCUGGGCAUCAGUUGAACCAUAUUGUGCCGAUAUCACAAAUGAAGAAAUACGAUUACUUGAGGAGCUUUUGAAACCUCCAGAGGAUGAAGCAGAGUAUUUUAAAAUUCCAGCAUUGGGGAAACACUACUCACAGCGGUGGGCUCAAGAAGAUUUGUUGGAGGAACAGAGGGAAGGAGCUCGAGCCAAUGACAAAAAGAAAAGCCUAAUGGGAGGACCACUGUCAGAGCUGGAUGCAAAGGAUGUCGACUCGCUGCUGAAAAAGUCAGAAUCCCAGCAUGAAUCACCAGAAGAUGGCUGUCCCUUUGGUCCUCUCACGCAGCGUCUGCUGCAGGCCCUCGUUGAGGAGAACAUUAUAUCCCCCAUGGAGGAUUCUCCUAUACCAGACAUAUCAGGAAAGGAUGCUAAUGAAGGUGCUGGGACCUCUCCACGAAGCCAAGGAAAAGCCUUUAGUGUUCCUCAUACCCGUUCCUUAGAGGCACGAAUCAAAGAGGAGCUGGUAGCCCAGGGCCUUCUGGAUUCGGAGGAGCGACCCGGACAAGGAGGCGACUCUGAGGAUGAGGUCCUUGCAGAGCUGCAGAAGAGACAAGCAGAACUUAAAGCUCUAGGUGCCCACAACAGAGCCAGAAAGCAGGAGCUGCUCCGGUUGGCAAAAGAAGAGAUGCGUAAGCAAGAAUUAAGACAGAGGGUGCGAGUGGCCGACAAUGAGGUGAUGGAGGGAUUUCGGCGGAUCAUGGCAGCCAGGCAGAAGAAACGCACUCCGACCAAGAAGGAGAAAGAUCAGGCCUGGAAAGCGCUGAAGGAGAGGGAGAGCAUCCUCAAGCUGUUGGAUGGAUAGAGGGCAAAAAUCAACAAGGGCCUUUCUUUGGUUGUUUUUUUUUUUUUUAAAUCCAGAAAAAUUGGAAGACUAACCCUGUGAUAACACACUUACAGACAACUGUCCUGCAGCCAUGGUGGUUUAUGUUGUAGUUUUUGUGGCAUGUACAGCAGUAGCUUAUCUGACCAGUAGCAUCCAGGUCACAUAAAGUUUUUUACUUAUUUUGUUUGUUUUUUUUUUAUCUUCUUUUUUCACCAUUUCAAUGCCAUGACAACAAUGUAUAGAUGUUGGAAUUAAUCAGUACAACUUAAUGUUUUUGUGUGAAAGAGCGAAUCAGAAGAGACGUGUGUGCUGUGGUCUUCAGUGCUCACAGUGAGGAAGUAAUAAAUAUAUGUUGUUGCUGUU